Molecule: messenger RNA, 1608 nt
Organism: Lactuca virosa
Lineage: Eukaryota; Viridiplantae; Streptophyta; Magnoliopsida; Asterales; Asteraceae
Source: the annotation of a GenBank genome assembly
AUGAACCAGCUAGCAAGGAGGGAGUCAAUUAGUGAGAUGAGAAGCAACACACAGCUAGAAGAUGUUCCGGAGUUGAUGCAGCGAAUACAAUUGUUGUUGCCGGUAAAUGAGGCGGCCCGCACCAGUGUCUUGUCCAAGUCAUGGCUGCAUGCUUUGUCCACCAUCCCUAACCUCAGAUUUUACGUACGCGAAACAAACCAUUUGAAGUUGGUAGAUCGCACUCUGAACUGGUAUUCACAUUUCAACAUGCCAAUCGAAAGCUUUGACCUUAAUAUCCGAAUUGAGAACCAGGAAUCGGCUUCUCUUGCUGAAAAUUGGAUCCGCUUCGUUGCAACCAAAACUUGUCUGAAAGAGCUUUCCCUCACAUUCUACCUAUAUGGUGCCUCGCUUACGUUGCCAGAUGAGAUACUCUCAGUUGCUAAGAACCUAACUAUAUUAAGAGUUGUAACUACGCGGGGGUGCCAUUCUCUUUGGAUGAAAAGUAGCCAUCAUCCUCCUACCAUCAACUGUGUAUAUCUACGUGAAGUGCUUUUUCGUGGUGUGGGUAUAAGUCAAGAGGUAUUUGAUGGUAUAUUGUCGUCUUGUAGAUUGCUUGAGAAGCUAGAGCUUACACUUUGUUCACAGAGGGAACUCAAGACCAUUAAGGUUAUAAACUUUCAUCGUCUUUACGAAUUAAUAAUACAUUUAGAGCAUGCAAAUUCCACUGCUGUGGAAAUUAGUCAUGUCCCAAAUCUUCGUUUGUUUAGCUGCCUACUUGGAGGACCAAAUGACACUCAUCUAUCCAACGUCUGUUCGUUAUCAUUAGGAAGAAGCGUGACCGAACUAAGCUUAGGCGGUCUCAUCAAAGAUGAUGCAUCUCUGGACAUGAUCAAAUCUGGAUUUCCUUUUCUAGAGAGUUUGACCCUUUAUAUGGGAUGUUGGACUUUGGGAAGCUUCCAUUUCACUUGUGCCUCGCUCAAGAGAUUGUCCCUUCUAUGGUGCCCCCUACACAACUUUACAGACGUACAAGUUUACGCUCCAAAAUUAAUUUUUUUCUCUUUUAUUGGCUACUCAAUGCCUAGUCUCUUGUUUCCUAUCUCGACUCUCCACAAAACCACGUUUUCGAUGAUACUCUACAAGCCCCUUGAUGCAUCUUUUUUUCUUAAGAUGAGGGAAGCACUCGCGUUAUCUAGCGAGUGCAAGAUUAAUAUAAGUAAAGAUUAUGAGCCGCCAUCAGAUAUCGACAUUGAUGAUCUAAGGACAAGGCUCCCAUUUCCUCCGGCUAACAAUGUGCGACGAUUGGUGUUUGAAACGAACAAGGAUGAAUGUCUGUGGGAACACUCUCAAUUUUUUGAUGCAUUCUUUGAGAUUUGUCACCCCAAGAAAGUAGUUGCGAAGCCUGACGUGCAUUUCAGACACACAAAUCACUUUUGCAAGCUCAUGCUGAGGGAGGUCUUGGAGAAGAAGACAACCAGAGGAGGCCAAUAUUGGUGUCGUUACCUCAAAGAUGCCCAAAUAAGACCUCAUGAAACAUGGGAAACCCUAACAAAUUCCCACAGAAGCUUUCUAGAUGGGCCGGAAUCGGCUACCUACUUCAAACUGAACUGGUCAACUAAUGUUAACGAAUAA